Molecule: messenger RNA, 370 nt
Organism: Alosa alosa (allis shad)
Lineage: Eukaryota; Metazoa; Chordata; Actinopteri; Clupeiformes; Clupeidae
Product: histone H4
Exons: 1
Coding region: 59-370 (103 amino acids)
Biological process (GO): nucleosome assembly
Cellular component (GO): nucleosome
Molecular function (GO): DNA binding; structural constituent of chromatin; protein heterodimerization activity
Source: RefSeq, a predicted model, not a curated record
UUUGCGAGCUAUUGCCGUUACACAUUCGUGCAGCUCUGAGUCUCAAGAAGAUUUGAAGAUGUCCGGCAGAGGCAAAGGAGGAAAGGGUCUUGGAAAAGGAGGCGCAAAGCGUCACCGCAAAGUUCUUCGUGAUAACAUCCAGGGAAUUACCAAGCCUGCAAUUAGGCGUCUGGCCCGCCGUGGUGGUGUGAAGCGUAUCUCUGGUCUCAUCUACGAGGAGACCCGUGGUGUGCUGAAGGUUUUCCUGGAGAACGUGAUUCGUGAUGCUGUCACCUACACCGAGCACGCCAAGAGAAAGACUGUGACUGCUAUGGACGUCGUCUAUGCUCUGAAACGCCAGGGCCGUACACUGUACGGUUUUGGUGGUUAA